Caenorhabditis auriculariae is the source of this 2661-nucleotide messenger RNA. Lineage: Eukaryota; Metazoa; Nematoda; Chromadorea; Rhabditida; Rhabditidae. The record is from the annotation of a GenBank genome assembly.
AUGGACCGCAUUCCGCUGAGACUGAGUCUCACCCAGAAGGCGCCGCGUGGAGGCAGCAGUCCAGGCCUUCCGGCUAAGGAUCUUGAUUGGUUGCGUUAGCAAAUCAACGAAAACAUCGUCCGACCCCAGUAAAUCGUUCAUCCGACUCGCGGCGGCUUACGCGACUUGGCCUGUUCUAUCGUGAGGCAGAGAGAGGCAAGUUGGUAGAGAGAAAGUUGGCAGGGAAAUCUAGUUUUCUCUUCAUUCAGAUUUUUAAUUAACUCUACAAAUAUCUUUUUUUCACACUGAUAGCAGUUAAAUUACAAGGAAACGCUUUUUUCAGGUACUUUUUAAAUCUUUCUCUAACUGUGGCCGCGAAAGCAUUCAAAAAUGGUAAUCAAAGUUAUUGGGCAAACAUGAAAAUUUUUUUCUUCCCUUUUUCAUAAAAUUUUUAUUCACUUAUAAGUUGUUUGUUAAUUAAAAAACCACCCUGAAAGGUUAGCGCUUCAGCAAAAAUGCAUCAAAAAAAUGCUUCUCCAGUUUCUCUCUCGAGAAAUGAAAAAAGGACAGUAAUAUUCUCAUCUCUCGCAAAAAUCUAACAGAAUUAUAGAAAGUAAGAGAUCUUUUUUUCCACGCACUUGAAACAUGAACUUUAUUAAUAUUUCGCUUUUUCAAAUAUAUCGAAAUGACCUGACAUUAGGAGUCCGUCCGAUUGCCGAUUAAACGCUCAUUUUGAAGAGCUCGGCUCUAAACUUUGGCUUUGAAGCGUUUGAAAAACUGAAUUAUUUUCGAUGGAAAAAGCGGGAAAAGAGAAAUUUUUGGGUUAAGCGGAGAGAAUCUGUUCUGUUUUGAUUAACAGCAAUUUCAGCGAACAGUUGUGUUGCGGAACAGCCGUCAGCAUAACGCGUCUCGCCAGACAAAAACCUCAGAUUGCCAACAAAAAUCUUCUCGACAUCGGUUCCCUUGCACUUUUUUUUUUAUUUGAGACGAAACGUCGGCUUUUUGUUGUUUUUCAAAAAAGGACAUUUAAUUUGUUGAUCUUUCGAAAAAAUUUCUUUGAAAAGUUUUAUAAGCGUUUUUUUCUAUCUAUUUCCAAUCAAAUGUAUCAUUCAAACAUGUUCAUCCCUAUUGGAAGCUAGAAAAAGAUUUGAAGAUCUUUUGCAGCCAUCUGCUUCUCCUUCAACAUGUCUUUCAGUAAGCAGGUUCUUUUUAAAAGUUGAUUCUGAGAAACUUUUUAUUUCAAAAAUGAUCGUGAGAGAAGUUCCUGAUUUACUGAAAGCAGCUCUCUUACAUUGAUUUUAACGAGUGAGUAAGCAAGCCAGGAAUUCUCUCAUUGGUCAACUUUGGAAAGUAAUGAAUAUAUAUAUAUCUGAUUUAUCAAUUUCAGAAUUUUCCAACAAAUCCGGUGCUUAAUACUAUGCUCACUGAGAAGCUGCACACAGACUUCAGUCUAAGAGCCGAAGGAGAAUCGAUAGAAGUUCACAAGGCCGUACUGGCUGCCAGGUUUUUAUUUUUAUUUUUAUUUUUUUUUUAUUUUUUGAAUAUCAGAGUAUUCACUACCGGGAAAACUGAUAGUUUCCAUUGAAAAAAAAACUCUGAAAAAGAUAGUCAUUUUACUUUGCGCAAGGAAAUUUCCUGAAAAUCGAGCAGAAUGAUUACUGAUGUACCAAAAAAAGAUUUUGAGAGUCAACCUUAACUUGCCCAACUUUCUAGGGGGGGAACUAUCAGUAUCUUUUCCGGGUACGUGGAAGAGAUUUCUAGCCAAUUUUUUAGAAAAGUCCCAGCCGCAAUUAAAAUGACCUUCCUCCUGAAAAAAAUUCCGUUCUUGACGUAUUUUAAUCUAUGUUUCUCAGGUCUCCAGUACUUCGGGCAAUGCUCUCGCACGAAAAUUCGAAAGAGGUUCAAGCGGUGAGCUCGAUUGAAGCCAUAUUCAGUUUUUUUUUUUUUAGAAAUUAGAAAACUUAUCCAUUUUCUCAAAGAACUAUCCUGAGGUUUUUUUCAGUCGGUUUUGGAAAUGGAAGACGUAGAGUUUGCCGUCGUACAGCAGUUCGUAGAUUACAUUUAUCGCGCAAAGCUCCCUUCUGAAGAGCCGAUGGUGAAAAAAUUGCUCGCCAUGGCCGAAAAGUACCAAGUGAACGAACUGAAAACGGAGUGCCAAAAUCGGCUCGUCCAAGGCUUGACCUACGGAAAUGCUUGCUUUUUGGCUGUGCUGGCCGAUUUUUACGAUUGCAGUCUUCUACGCUCUAAAGCUCUUCAGGUACCAUUUUUGUAGAAAAGUUUCUGAAAAUAAAAUGAUUAAAAUUUUUAUUUUUUCAGACGUAAAAAGGAUAGCAAAUAAAGCUCACUCGAAAAUUACAAAUUUUUCCCAGAAAUGUAGAAACCUAUUAUUCUCAGUUUUUUUUUAUUACUUAAUUUACAUAUCCAGGAUUUUUCGAUUUUUUGAUUUAAGCUUAUCGCCGAGAGCUUUGACGACCUCACUAGCACUGAAGGAUGGGAAUCGUUUGCGCAAAAACCUCAACUUGUGACGGACGUUUUUGUCAUUAUAUUCAACAUGAGGUUCCCAGUUCCAUGAAAAAACUUCAAUUUCGAUUUAUUUUUAGAAAGAACGGGGUCAAGCAAUUGGUAACCUUCACGAUACCUGGCUCUCCCCAAUUUACACAUACUUUACAGAAUCGCUAUUAA